Molecule: messenger RNA, 2252 nt
Organism: Jaculus jaculus (lesser Egyptian jerboa)
Lineage: Eukaryota; Metazoa; Chordata; Mammalia; Rodentia; Dipodidae
Gene: Plk3
Product: polo like kinase 3
Exons: 15
Coding region: 1-1947 (648 amino acids)
Biological process (GO): mitotic G1/S transition checkpoint signaling; DNA damage response; regulation of cytokinesis
Cellular component (GO): spindle pole; centrosome; cytoplasm
Molecular function (GO): ATP binding; protein binding; protein serine/threonine kinase activity
Source: RefSeq, a predicted model, not a curated record
AUGGAGCCGGCCGCGGGCUUCCUGUCCCCGCGCCCCUUCCCGCGUGCGGCCGCCCCGCCCGCGCCCCCCGCCGGGCCAGGGCCGCCUUCCAGUGCCGCCUCGCCAGGAUCCGAGCUGGAGAUGCUAGCUGGGCCACGGGCGCCGGACCCUGGACGCCUCAUCACCGACCCGGGCAGCGGCCGCACUUACGUCAAAGGCCGCUUGUUGGGCAAGGGGGGCUUCGCUCGCUGCUACGAGGCCACUGACACAGACACCGGCGUCUCCUACGCCGUCAAAAUCAUCCCGCAGAGCCGCGUCGCCAAGCCUCAUCAACGAGAGAAGAUCCUAAACGAGAUCGAAUUGCACCGAGACCUCCAGCACCGCCAUAUCGUUCGUUUUUCGCACCACUUUGAGGAUGCUGACAACAUAUACAUUUUCCUGGAGCUAUGCAGCCGAAAGUCACUGGCCCACAUCUGGAAGGCCCGGCACACCCUGUUGGAGCCAGAGGUGCGCUACUACCUGCGGCAGAUCCUUUCAGGCCUCAAGUACUUGCACCAGAGGGGUAUCUUACACCGGGACCUCAAGCUAGGAAAUUUUUUCAUCACUGAGAACAUGGAACUGAAAGUGGGGGAUUUUGGGCUGGCAUCUCGGUUAGAGCCCCCAGACCAGAGGAAAAAGACCAUCUGUGGCACUCCAAACUAUGUGGCUCCAGAAGUGCUGCUGAGACAGGGCCAUGGCCCUGAGGCAGAUGUGUGGUCACUGGGCUGCGUCAUGUACACACUGCUUUGUGGGAGCCCCCCUUUUGAGACUGCUGACCUGAAGGAAACUUACCGCUGUAUCAAGCAGGUUCAUUACACACUGCCUGCCAGUCUCUCACUGCCUGCCCGGCAGCUCCUGGCUGCCAUCCUUCGAGCUUCUCCUCGAGACCGCCCUUCUAUUGAGCAGAUACUGCGCCAUGAUUUCUUCACCAAGGGCUACACCCCUGAUCGGCUUCCUGUCAGCAGCUGUGUGACAGUCCCAGAUCUGACACCCCCCAACCCUGCAAGGAGUCUGUUUGCCAAAGUUACCAAGAGCCUGUUUGGCAGGAAGAAGAACAAGAAUAAGAACCAUCCUGAGGAACGGGACAAUGUCUCCUGUUUGGUGAGCGGCCUCCUGCGUACCUCCAUUGGUCAUCCAGAUGCCAGGCUUGAGGCUCCAGCAGGUUUGGGUCUAGCCCCUGUCAGUGUUGUGGAGACAGCUGCUGAAGACAGCUCACCCCGUGGGACGCUGACGAGCAGUGGAGAUGGAUUUGAAGAAGGUCUGACUGUUGCCACAGUGGUGGAGUCUGCUCUCUGUGCUCUAAGAAACUGUGUGGCCUUUAUGCCCCCGGCGGAACAGAACCCGGCCCCAUUGGCACAGCCAGAGCCUCUGGUAUGGGUCAGCAAGUGGGUUGACUACUCCAACAAGUUUGGCUUUGGGUACCAACUGUCCAGCCGCCGCGUGGCUGUGCUUUUCAACGACGGCACACACAUGGCCUUGUCGGCCAAUAGAAAGACUGUGCACUACAACCCCACCAGCACGAAGCAUUUCUCCUUUUCCGUGGGUGCUGUACCCCGGGCUCUGCAGCCUCAGCUGGGCAUCCUGCGGUAUUUUGCCUCCUACAUGGAGCAGCACCUCAUGAAGGGUGGGGAUCUGCCCAGUGUGGAAGAGGUAGAGGUGCCUGCUCCGCCCUUGCUGUUGCAGUGGGUCAAGACAGAUCAGGCCCUACUCAUGCUAUUUAGUGAUGGCACUGUCCAGGUGAACUUCUAUGGGGACCACACAAAGCUGAUCCUCAGUGGCUGGGAGCCACUUCUUGUGACUUUUGUGGCCCGGAAUCGCAGUGCUUAUACUUACCUCGCUUCCCACCUCCGGCAGCUGGGCUGCUCCCCAGACCUGCGGCAGCGACUGCGCUACGCUCUGCGUCUGCUCAGGGACCGAAGUCCCCCUUAGGUCCUAAACUGCAGAGCAGACUAUUAUCCAACCCCUCAAGCUUGAGGCCUGUGCCUGGAAUGCCCUGGCCCUCCCUUUUCUUUUGGUGCCUCACUGGGGGCUCUGGGCCAAGUCCCCCAGGGAAUCAGGGAUCAGCUUUACUGGAGUUGGGGGCAGCCUGCCCUUGCUCCCUGAGAUAAGCCUGAGCCUUAGUCCCCAGCUAGGGGGCGUUAUUUAUGGACCACUUUUAUUUAUUUGACAUUUAUUUAUUGGGAUGUGAGCCCCAGGGGGGCCUCCUUCUGGGACAAUAAACCAUUUUUGCAGAA